AUGUCAAACAGCCUCUUCUUCUCCCCAGAGCUGAGAACGUCGCUGAAGGGCUUGUCGCCUCCCCAGUCAUCAUGGAGCAUCACUCGCCCUUGCUCCCGGCUAGCGCUGUUUUUCCCCCCUGGCUCGUUGUUUCACUCGGAUGCCAUCAUUAACCAUGCUGGCGAGGAUUUGGUGCUUGUAUAUUCCCUGUUAUCAGUACUUAAUAGACAAAGCCCAUGGAUUAGAAACGCAAUCUUGCAUAUCACAUAUCUCCCACUACACAGCCCCACCGGCACCUCUUCUCCCUAUACAAUGCCGCUACCACCACCACCACCACCACCACCACUACUACUACUACCAUUCCUCUCGCAUUUCCUCCCCCAAACACACAUCCACCGCCGCCCAGCACCGCCCCCGCACGCCAUAUGCAUCGUCCCCCUAAACCGCAUCCUUUUUAGAAUGCCGGAGUACCCGUGGGGCUUGGUGUACCACAGUACUAUGGCGCUGCGGCCGGGAUAUGCUGCGAGCGCUAGCUAUAGCUCGAGGGGAGUGGUGUCGAGGUCGAGGAUUCUGCUGGCGAUUAUGUUUUUUUGA
Molecule: messenger RNA, 573 nt
Organism: Morchella importuna
Lineage: Eukaryota; Fungi; Ascomycota; Pezizomycetes; Pezizales; Morchellaceae
Exons: 7
Coding region: 1-573 (190 amino acids)
Source: RefSeq, a predicted model, not a curated record